Messenger RNA from Raphanus sativus (radish), 2150 nucleotides. Its product is annotated as receptor-like serine/threonine-protein kinase SD1-8. Gene Ontology annotation, biological process: recognition of pollen; protein phosphorylation. The transcript is spliced from 6 exons. Gene Ontology annotation, molecular function: ATP binding; protein kinase activity. The coding region runs from base 129 to 2150 and encodes 673 amino acids. NCBI's taxonomy places the organism in Eukaryota, Viridiplantae, Streptophyta, Magnoliopsida, Brassicales, Brassicaceae. The record is from RefSeq and is a predicted model, not a curated record.
GGUUAUGAAGGCAAUGUGUCAGCUUUGUUUCUUCUUUGUGCCUUCGUUCAUUAUUUUCUCUUAUUUUUGGUUUUGAAUCCUCAAUCUAAACGAAGUGUGUUUUUCUUUGGCUGAUAAAUGAUAAAAAGAUGAGACUGCAACGGAAUUCCCUUUUGUUGUUUUUAUUUGUUGUUUUUCUUUGUUGUGCUUCAGUUUCAUUUUCUCUAGAAAUUCUUUCAGACUUGAACCAGACCAUUGUGUCUCGUGGUAAUAUCUUUGAGCUGGGUUUAUUUCAACCAGAUAAAUAUACUCGUAGUUGGUAUAUAGGGAUAUGGUAUAAGGAGGAUCCGAAGCGAACUGUUCUGUGGGUAGCCAACAGAAACCACCCUCUCUUUGAAUCAAACUUCUCCCUCCGUUUGACCGACAACAACCUCAUCCUUUACAAUCAUCUUAAUCUUCCUAUCUGGUCAACGAAUCUAAUUGGAGGAGAUGGGAGUUCUUCUCAACCGAUGGUGGUAGAACUUCUGGACAGCGGAAACCUAGUGCUCAAAAACACUAACAAAAAGGACUCUUAUAGCAUCUUGUGGCAGAGUUUUGAUUUUCCGACGGAUACUUUACUACCGGAGAUGACACUGGGAAUGAAUCCAAAAACUGGAGCCGACAUAUUCCUUCAAUCAUGGAUAAGUUCUGAUAAUCCUGCAAGUGGGGUAAGAAUUAUGGAAAUUGUAAAUCGAGGAGGUCUCUUUCAGAUUUUUGUAAAUUAUGUUGAGUAUGGAUUUAACGUGUAUGCGCAUCGAAGGGAUCCCUGGAAUGGAAUCCAGUUUGGUGACAUGCCACAGGUUUUUGAGUGGGAUAAGGUCAGUCUCACGUUCGUUAUGUCUUACGGACGAAACUACUCCAGACUGACAUUGACGCCGGGAGGAAAUUAUAAUCUAUAUAAAUGGGUUCAAGAAAAAAAGGAGUGGGAGCUGUCUUGGUCUACUGAAAGAGAUGUGUGCAGUGGAUACCCAUGUGGGUCCAAUGCUUACUGCUUAGAAAACAAAUCACUAUUGACGUGCCUUUGUAUUGAAGGCUUUAUUCCAUUGUCCACGCUACCUUGGGCCGCUGGAAACAAAUUCUCUUGUAGGAGAAAGACGAAGUUGAACUGCCGGGGAGAUGAAUUCUUAAUGCUUAAGAAUAUGAGGAUUCCAGAUACUACAGGCGUAACUGUGGAUAUGAAAAUCAAUUCUAAAGAAUGUUUGAGGAUGUGCCAAGGGGAUUGUUACUGUACAGCAUUUGCGUAUGUCGGUAUCGGCCAGCGCGGUUGUGUCAUUUGGACGAGAGAGCUCACCGACAUUAGAAACUACAGCGUAGGCGGUCAAGAUCUUUAUGUCCGACUUGCAAGUAAUGAAACGGGGGAUACUAAAGAAACAAGAUUGGAGGAGCGUUAUAUCACUUUGAUCAUAGUAGGAGGAAUCGCAGCGUUCAUCCUUGGCUGCUUCUGCCUCUGGAAGCGAAUGAAAAGAGGCUCAUCACACUCACAAGAACCAACUGAAACAGAGAUUAUGAUGACCGAAUUAUCACGAGAAGUUUUCUCUUUCAUUGCGCUCAGAACAGUUGCUGCUGCAACUGAUAACUUCUCUGUAUCCAACGAACUCGGCCGAGGUGGUUUUGGUGUUGUUUACAAGGGAAUCUUAGAUGAUGGCACCAUUGUUGCCGUGAAGAGAUUGUCAAGAACAUCAUUACAAGGGACAAUUGAAUUUAGGAACGAAGUAAGAACCGUUCUCAACGUUCUCCAUAUAAACUUAGUACGCCUGCUAUCAUGUUGUUGUGAAGGGACAGAGCGCAUAUUGGUCUAUGAAUAUAUGGAGAAUUUGAGUUUAAACCGCUUCCUAUUCCGUGGAGCUCUAAGCCGGUCGCUUAGUUGGGAACAGAAGUUCCGUAUCAUGGGUGAGAUUGCACAAGGGCUUUCGUAUCUCCACAACUCAAGAGACAGUCCUAUUCUACAUAGAGACUUGAAACCCAGCAACAUUUUGCUUGACAGUAAUAUGACCGCCAAGAUUUCAGAUUUUGGUAUGGCAAAAUUUUUAGAAAGCGGCCAGACAGAGGCACAGACCCAGCGUGUGGUUGGAUCAUAUGGCUACAUGUCCGAGGAAUACGCAGUGUCUAGAAUAAUUAUUGUCUUUAGGUAA